Neltuma alba is the source of this 7539-nucleotide messenger RNA. RefSeq names its product ATP-dependent helicase BRM. Bases 397 to 7128 code for a protein of 2243 amino acids. The record is from RefSeq and is a predicted model, not a curated record. Gene Ontology annotation, molecular function: protein binding; ATP binding. Lineage: Eukaryota; Viridiplantae; Streptophyta; Magnoliopsida; Fabales; Fabaceae. Gene Ontology annotation, biological process: regulation of DNA-templated transcription. The transcript is spliced from 14 exons. Gene Ontology annotation, cellular component: nucleus.
AAGGGGAAAAAUUUUAAUUUAAAGAAAAUAUCUUAGGGCUUGUAUGGAAAUUGCAAAAUCGCGUGCGACCUGCAUAGUGGCAUCACCGAUUCCGUUAAGUUCGCUUCUCUGUGGCCCUUGCUCCAGGAGAUCUAUCGUUCAGUGUUCCGAAAGUUGCGGCUUUUAGAGAGAGAAAAUUGGUGGCAGCUGCAACUGCAGAGGGAGACUGUAGGGGGGGGGGAUGGGACGAUGGUUUUUUGAACGUUCGGAUCGGAGGGACAAAGUGGAGUUUUCUUGGAUAUUUGGAGGGAUUUGAGAUUUUCGUUUAUUUUUUAAUUUUAAAAAAAGCGAAUUUGGUGUGACGGAUUCGUAUUUUGGGAUUUGGAUACGUAUCCUAUUGAAUUCUGGCCUAAGUGCAUGCAAUCGGCUGGGGGUGGGCCCGCCCGGAACCCAGGGGUGGGGCCGGCUGGGCGGGCGACAUCUACAUCGUCAGCCGCAUCACCAUCUUCUUCAUCGUCGGCAGUGUCAACGUCGCAUUUGGGGCUGGACUCGUUGCAGCAACAGCAACAACAUCAACAACCACAGCACCAGAUAGGUUCUAGGCAGUCAUUGCAACAGCAAUUACUUCGAAAACCUGAAGGGAAUGAAUCCUUUUUAGCAUAUCAAGCAGCCCUUCACGGGGCAUUUGGGGGUAACAAUUUUUCAUCUCCCAGUCCCAUGCAGUUGCAACAAUCUCGGAAGUUCAAUGAAUUAACCCAACAGGGUCCCAGCCAAGAGGCCCAACUCAAGGUUCAAAACAUUGAGCAGCAAAUGCUAAAUCCUGUUCAUCAAGCAUACCUUCAAUAUGCACUCCAGGCUGCCCAACAAAAGUCUGCUUUGGCAAGCCAGUCUCAGCAGCAAAAUAAAAUAGGGAUGUUAGGGUCUUCAUCUGUGAAGGAUCAAGAAAUGCGUAUGGGAAAUUUGAAAAUGCAGGAGCUUAUGUCUAUGCAGGCAGUAAAUCAAGCUCAAGGAUCUACCUCCAGGAAUGUAUCUGAACAAUUUUCUCAUGGGGAAAGGAAGAUAGAGCAGGGACAGCAGUUAGCCCCUGAUCUAAAAAGUGAGGGAAAGCCUUCAACCCAGGGACCGGCCGCAGCACAAUUAAUGCCUGGAAAUAUGAUAAGACCUGUACAAACACCCAAUGCUCGGCAGGGCAUCCAAAAUGUCAUGAACAACCAGAUUGCAGUGUCUGCUCAAUUACAGGCUAUGCAGGCAUGGGCACGUGAGCGUAAUGUUGAUCUAUCACAUCCUGCAAAUGCUAACUUAAUGGCGCAGCUCUUUCCUAUGAUGCAGUCGAGGAUGGUUUCUCAACACAAAGCAAAUGAGAGCAGCAUUGGUGCUCAGUCAUCACUUGUACCUGUUUCAAAGCAGCAGGUUACAUCUCCAGCAGGUGCAAGUGAUAGCUCAGCACAUGCUAAUUCAUCAAGUGAUGCAUCUGGGCUGUCUGGUCCUGCAAAAGCCAGGCAAAUUCCUUCCAACCAUUUUGGUCCACCAACUAAUGCUGUUACAGCUAGCCAUUCCAGUGACACGGCAGUGCAGCAAUUUAAUAAUCAUGGCAGAGAGUCUCAAGCAUCCAUAAGGCAACCUGCUUUAGUUGGAAGUGGAAUGCCUUCUGCACCACCCCAACAGUCUUCUACCAGCAUGAGUUUGGGUUCAGAUCAUCAUUUGAAUGCAAAAAGUACUUUAUCUGGUUCAGAACCUCCACAAAUGCAGCAUAUAAGGAAGUUAAACCAAUCAUCUCCUCAGGCAUCAGGUAGUACAAAUGAAGGGAGCUCAGGAAAUCAUGUGAAAUCCCGAGGGGCACCAUCUCAGACGCCUCAACAACGACAUGGAUUUACCAAACAACAGCUGCAUGUUCUUAAAGCACAAAUACUGGCAUUUAGGCGGCUCAAGAAAGGAGAGGGUAACCUUCCCCAAGAACUUCUUCAGUCUAUUGUACCAUCACCUCUUGAGCCGCAAUUGCAGCAGCCAAUCCAUCCUUCCGGAUGGCAGAAUCAAGAUAAGUCUGCUGGAAACAUCAUGCCAGAGCACUCAAGGCUCAUAGAAUCUGAAGCAAAGAACUUGCAAAAUGUCCCUGUAGUUAGUGGACAGGGUUCUUCAAAGCAGGAAAAUUUUGCAAGAAAUGAGAAAUCCACUGUCUCAGCAGUUCAUAUGCAAGCUAAACCUGUGGCGACAAAGGAUCCUGCUCCCAUGCUAUCUUCUCAAGAGGAAGAGCAACAACCAUUUGGUUGCUUUGUUAAGUCAGAUCUGGAAAGUGAACGUGAAACUAACAGAAAUCCUGUUAGGAAUGAGUUGCCGUUAGACAGGGGAAAGGCUAUUGCACCACAGCCUUCUGCUUCUGAGUCAAUGCAAAAUAAGAACCCUUCACAAACAAGCAUGGUUGGGCAGCCAAAAGAUAUAGGAUCUACAAGAAAAUAUCAUGGACCUCUAUUUGAUUUCCCCUUCUUUACUAGGAAACAUGACUCCUUUGGGUCAUCGAUGAUGGUAAGCAGCAACAAUAAUUUGUUAUUGGCAUAUGAUGUCAGAGAUCUUCUUGCUGAGGAAGGCACGGAAGUGCUUAGCAAGAAAAGGACAGAGAAUUUAAAGAAGAUUGAAGAUCUACUAGCAAACAACUCAGAGAGGAAACUAAUGAAGCCAGAUCUUGUGUUGAGGUUACAAAUUGAAGAGAAAAAACUUCAUCUUAGAGGUCUUCAGGCACGUUUAAGGGAUGAGGUUGAUCAACAGCAACAAGAGAUAAUGGCAAUGCCAGACAGGCAAUAUCGUAAGUUUGUUAGGCUCUGUGAGCGUCAGCGUAUAGAACUGGCUAGGCAAGUGCAGGCAUCACAGAGAGCUAUAAGGGAGAAGCAACUCAAAUCUAUAUUUCAGUGGCGUAAGAAGCUUCUUGAGGCACACUGGGCAAUACGUGAUGCUCGGACUGCUCGGAACAGGGGGGUGGCAAAAUAUCAUGAGAGAAUGUUAAGGGAAUUUUCGAAACGUAAAGAUGAUGACAGGAAUAAAAGGAUGGAAGCCUUGAAAAAUAAUGAUGUUGACAGAUAUAGGGAGAUGUUGCUGGAGCAGCAGACUAGCAUGGCGGGUGAUGCUGCUGAGAGAUACUCUGUUGUUUCAACUUUCUUAACGCAGACAGAAGAGUAUCUUCAUAAGCUGGGAAGUAAGGUAACGGCUGCCAAGAAUCAACAGGAAGUAGAGGAGGCAGGAAAAGCUGCUGCUGCUGCUGCCCGGUUGCAGGGUCUUUCUGAAGAAGAAGUCAGAGCAGCAGCAGCUUGUGCUGGAGAAGAAGUGAUGAUUAGAAAUCGUUUUAUAGAGAUGAAUGCUCCUAAAGAUGGUUCAUCUGUCAGCAAAUAUUACAGCCUUGCUCAUGCUGUGAAUGAGAAGGUCAUAAGGCAACCAUCAAUGUUGCGGGCUGGAACAUUGAGAGAUUAUCAGCUUGUCGGCUUGCAAUGGAUGCUUUCUUUGUAUAACAACAAGUUAAAUGGAAUUUUGGCAGAUGAGAUGGGUCUUGGCAAAACUGUGCAGGUUAUGGCAUUGAUUGCCUAUUUAAUGGAAUUCAAAGGAAAUUAUGGCCCACAUCUCAUAAUAGUCCCGAAUGCUGUUUUGGUUAACUGGAAGAGCGAGUUUUAUAACUGGUUGCCAUCUGUGUCAUGCAUUUUUUAUGUUGGAGGGAAGGAUCAACGAUCAAAAUUAUUUUCUCAAGAGGUUUGUGCGUUGAAAUUUAAUGUCCUUGUGACAACUUAUGAGUUCAUCAUGUAUGACCGGUCAAAGCUUUCAAAAAUUGAUUGGAAGUAUAUCAUAAUUGAUGAAGCACAAAGGAUGAAAGAUAGGGAUUCAGUUCUAGCACGUGAUCUUGAUCGAUAUCGUUGUCAAAGACGCCUACUUUUGACUGGAACCCCCUUACAGAAUGAUUUGAAGGAGCUUUGGUCACUUUUAAACCUACUCCUUCCUGAGGUUUUUGACAAUCGGAAAGCAUUUCAUGAUUGGUUCUCAAAACCUUUUCAAAAGGAAGGCCUUGGUCAAAAUGCAGAGGAUGAUUGGCUUGAGACAGAAAAGAAAGUUAUAGUUAUCCACCGACUUCAUCAGAUUCUUGAGCCCUUCAUGCUUAGGCGUCGUGUUGAGGAUGUAGAAGGCAUGCUGCCAGCAAAGGUCUCUAUAGUUUUGCGAUGUAGAAUGUCAGCUAUCCAGAGUGCUAUUUAUGACUGGGUCAAAUCCACUGGUACCCUUCGUCUUGAUCCUGAGGAUGAGAAACACAAGGUUCAAAAGAAUCCAGUCUACCAGGCAAAGCAAUAUAAAACGUUAAAUAACAGAUGCAUGGAGCUGCGUAAAACUUGCAAUCAUCCGUUGCUUAACUACCCAUUCUUCAGUGACUUGUCCAAAGAUUUUCUUGUAAAAUCUUGUGGGAAACUGUGGAUCUUGGAUCGAAUCCUUAUAAAACUUCAAAGGACUGGACACCGAGUUCUGCUCUUUAGUACUAUGACAAAACUCUUAGACAUUUUAGAAGAGUACCUACAAUGGCGACGGCUUGUGUACAGAAGAAUUGAUGGAACAACAAGUUUAGAAGAUCGUGAAUCAGCUAUAGUGGAUUUCAACAGUGCUGGUUCAGACUGUUUCAUCUUCUUGCUUAGCAUUCGGGCUGCUGGGCGAGGCCUUAACCUUCAGUCUGCUGACACAGUUGUCAUAUAUGAUCCUGACCCAAAUCCCAAAAAUGAGGAGCAGGCAGUUGCUAGAGCUCAUCGCAUUGGGCAGAAAAGAGAAGUCAAAGUUAUCUACAUGGAAGCUGUUGUAGACAAAAUCUCCAGCUACCAAAAAGAGGAUGAACUGAGAAGUGGAGGCACUGUUGAUAUGGAGGAAGAACUUGUAGGUAAGGAUCGUUAUAUUGGAUCCAUUGAAAGCCUAAUAAGGAACAAUAUUCAACAGUAUAAGAUUGAUAUGGCCGAUGAGGUCAUUAAUGCUGGACGUUUUGACCAAAGAACAACACAUGAAGAGAGACGCUUGACUUUGGAGACAUUAUUACAUGAUGAAGAGAGGUAUCAGGAGACUCUCCAUGAUGUUCCCUCGCUACAGGAGGUAAAUCGCAUGAUUGCUAGGAGUGAGGAGGAGCUUGAAUUGUUUGAUCAGAUGGAUGAGGAAUUGGAUUGGAUUCAAGAGAUGACAAGUUAUGAUCAGGUGCCUAAGUGGCUUCGAGUAAGUACAAGAGAAGUAAAUGCCACUAUUGCUGCUUUAUCAAGAAGACCAUCAAAGAAUACUCUAUUGGGUGGUGAUGUUGGCGUGGAAUCCAGUGAAAUGGGAUCUGAAAGGAGAAGGGGACGACCCAAGGGAAAGAAGAAUCUUAAUUAUAAAGAGUUAGACGAUGAAAAUGAAGAAUUCUCUGAAGCAAGUUCUGAUGAAAGAAAUGAAUCUUCAGCCCAUGAAGAUGAAGGGGAGAUUGGAGAAUUUGAAGAUGAUGGACUGAGCGUGGCAGAUGGAGCUCAACCCAAUGGUAAGGAUCAAUUGGAAGAUGGUCCAAUUUGUGAUGUUCGAUAUGAAUUUCCUCCAUCUACAACAGAGAAUGUUAGAAACAAUCUUACAGCCGAAGGAUCUGGAUCCCCAGGCACGUCCUCAGACAGUCAAAGGUUGACACAGACAGUAUCUCCUUCAGUUUCCUCGCAGAAGUUUGGUUCCCUCUCUGCUUUGGAUGCCAGGCCAAGUUCCCUUUCAAAAAGGAUUACUGAUGAGUUAGAGGAGGGAGAAAUUGCUGUAUCUGGUGAUUCUCACAUGGAUAAUCAACAAUCUGGGAGUUGGAUUCAUGAUCGUGAUGAAGGUGAAGAUGAACAAGUUUUGCAACCUAAGAUUAAACGUAAACGUAGUCUUCGUGUUCGGCCUCGUCAUGCCCUGGAGAGGCCUGAGGAAAAGUUUGGUGGUGAGGUGGGAUCUCUUCACCGUGGAGAAUCAUCUCUUUUGUCUGUUCAUGCAGACCAUAGAUAUCAAGCGCAAGCAAGGACGGAUCCUGAAGAAAAGUCAUUUGGAGGAUCCAAUGCCAGCAGGCAUGAUCAGAAUGAGUCAUCCUUGAAAGUAAAGAGAAAUUUACCUUCAAGGAGAGUAGCUACUGCCUCCAAAUUUCAGGGCUCACCUAAGUCCAGUCGAUUGAACUGCAUUUCUACUUCUGAGGAUGGUGGACACUCGAGAGAAAGUUGGGAGGGGAAGCCUAUCAACUCUAGUGGGUCUUUGGCCUUAUCCUCUAAAAUGCCUGAAAUCAUCCAAAGAAGGUGCAAGAAUGUAAUUAGCAAGCUCCAAAGGAGAAUAGACAAGGAAGGUCAUCAAAUUGUACCUUUGCUAAAAGAUUUAUGGAAGAGGGUUGAAAAUUCUGGGUACACAGGUGGAUCUGGGAAUAGUCUGUUGGAUUUGCGGAAGAUUGACCAGCGAAUCGAUAGAUUGGAGUAUAGUGGUGUGAUGGAGCUUGUGUUUGAUGUGCAGUUCAUGCUGAAGAAUGCAAUGCAUUUUUAUGGGUUUUCACACGAGGUAAGAUCUGAAGCAAAGAAGGUUCAUGAUCUCUUUUUUGAUAUCUUGAAAAUUGCUUUUCCUGAUACGGAUUUUCGAGAAGCAAGAAAUGCACUUCCUUUCUCGGGUCAAAUAUCAGUCGGUGCUGUAACAUCUCCCAGGCAAAUGGCUGGUACCCAAACCAAGAGGCACAGGACGAUAAGCGAGGUGGAAACUGAUGCAAGCCCUUCACAGAAGCACCUGCAACGUGGAUCUGCUUCAAGUGGGGAAAACACCAGGAUCAGAGUUCACAUUCCACAGAAGGAAUCAAAAUCUGGAAAUGGAGGUGGCAACAUCCGGGAACUUCAGCAGGAUGAUUCUCCACUGCUUACUCAUCCAGGUGAACUGGUUGUAUGCAAGAAGAGAAGAAAUGACAGGGACAAAUCAUUGGUGAAGUCUAGGACUGGGUCAGUUGGCCCGGUCUCACCACCCAGUAUGGUCCCUGCUGCAAGAAGUCCAAGGCUUGGUUCAGUCCCAAAGGAUGCAAGACUGGCGAUUGGCCAGCCAUCUCAGCAACCUAAUGGCCCUGGUGGGUCAGUUGGCUGGGCAAAUCCGGUAAAGCGGUUAAGGUCAGAUUCUGGGAAGAGAAGACCAAGUCAUCUGUAGAUUUCUCGAGGGAUUCACAUUAUGGAAAAAGGAUGCUGUUAGAUUGAGGAAGAAUUUGUUAGCUUAAAAAUAGAGUUUAGCCCAUACUGUUAAUAUAGAUUUUUAGGUCCUCCACCAUUGUCAUUCAUGAUACCUCAUUGCUUUAAAUAUCAAUGGUUCUCCAAUUUUUUGUAUCCGGGUAUCUGCGUUUUGAGGCAGUUGUGUUCCUUAUAGAUAGGUGAAAAUCAUGUAUAGUUAACUCGUUGCUUCGUGAUAGUCAAAGGCAUCCGCCAAUGUAAGUAAAAGCUUUAUUCACUAGUUCCCUACCAAAUUAUUUAUUAUGGGAAUUAAGUAUGGAAUGAACCUCUUCACUUGCGUGUAAGCCAGAGGAAAAAUGAAUCACAUGGAGUAAGAGGCUUGGAUUUUUGGCAA